Molecule: messenger RNA, 797 nt
Organism: Musa acuminata subsp. malaccensis (wild Malaysian banana)
Lineage: Eukaryota; Viridiplantae; Streptophyta; Magnoliopsida; Zingiberales; Musaceae
Source: RefSeq, a predicted model, not a curated record
AUGGAUGAAGCAGCAGGUGCUUCAAGAACGAAGGAGCCCGACGUGGAGACGAGUGCUGUCGGUAGCGGCGGCUCUUUGCCAGCUUCAGACUUGGAGGAGGAGGUCCGCCACCCGAAUGGCGGCGGAGUUGAUGGGGGCGGCCGGACGGGUGCGGGACCGCCCCGCGCCGCCGGCAGAGGGUUCGGGGGGGUGCAGGUCCCCGUCGCGGUCGAGCGCCCCAGCCCUGGCCCCGUGCUCGUAUCCUGCGAUCCCGGUGAGGGCGGAAUCCAGGGUUUUAGGUGGUAUUCAAGGAGAUUGCGAAUUGAUGAAGAUGGUGAUGUGGCAGAUGAGUUCUUGAGUGAAGUCAUAGCUGAGAUCCCUCCCACUGAGAACCAGAUAACACCACCUAAGUUCCAGGUAAAGUACAACACCAGGCCUACUGCCAUGGCGAUGAGAAAACAGGUCACUGUUGCCGACGGGAACCUACGUCAGAGCUUAGAGCACCAAGGAAGAUUGCAAUGGGUGUGAUGAGAAAUCAACUCAGCGAGCUGCAGAUAUCGAGAAUUUCCAGUGAUGAAUCAAAUUGCCCUUUUGUCCAGCAAUACCCAAGUCCUAUUUAUUCAACAUUUUCAGUAGGUGGUGGGUGGUUGAAUUGAUACUGCUGCCAAUACAAAACUAGCCUACCCUGUGGUUUGCUUUGCACUUCUCAGUGAUCCAUUAUAAAUCUUUACCUGUACAAAAUUCAUGUAUUCAAAUGUUUACUAGUCAAAUUCAAGGAUGGUCUUCUAAUGAAGGUUUUGAUGUUUUUAUUUUCUUUC